Gymnogyps californianus (California condor) is the source of this 1899-nucleotide messenger RNA. RefSeq names its product solute carrier family 12 member 2-like. NCBI's taxonomy places the organism in Eukaryota, Metazoa, Chordata, Aves, Accipitriformes, Cathartidae. The transcript is spliced from 17 exons. Gene Ontology annotation, cellular component: membrane. Gene Ontology annotation, molecular function: sodium:potassium:chloride symporter activity; ammonium channel activity. The record is from RefSeq and is a predicted model, not a curated record. Gene Ontology annotation, biological process: sodium ion transmembrane transport; potassium ion homeostasis; chloride transmembrane transport.
AUGUCUUGCUUUCAGGUGAUGAGCAUGGUAUCAGGAUUUGCACCAUUGAUUUCUGCAGGUAUUUUUUCAGCCACCCUUUCUUCUGCAUUAGCAUCUCUUGUGAGUGCACCUAAGAUUUUCCAAGCUUUGUGCAAGGACAACAUUUAUCCAGGAUUUCUGAUGUUUGCUAAAGGCUAUGGGAAGAACAAUGAACCGCUGAGAGGAUAUCUUCUAACAUUCUUAAUUGCUCUUGGAUUCAUAUUAAUUGCUGAAUUGAACAUCAUUGCUCCAAUUAUCUCUAAUUUCUUCUUGGCUUCAUAUGCCUUGAUUAACUUCUCUGUAUUCCACGCUUCUCUAGCAAAAUCUCCAGGUUGGCGUCCUGCUUUCAAAUACUACAAUAUGUGGAUUUCUCUUGUUGGAGCUAUUCUGUGCUGCAUUGUGAUGUUUGUCAUUAAUUGGUGGGCAGCACUUCUAACAUAUGUCAUAGUCCUUGGACUCUAUAUUUAUGUCACUUACAAGAAACCAGAUGUGAAUUGGGGAUCCUCAACACAAGCUUUGACUUACUUGAAUGCACUACAGCAUUCUAUUCGUCUCUCAGGAGUGGAAGAUCAUGUGAAAAACUUCAGACCUCAGUGCUUAAUUAUGACAGGUGCUCCAAACUCACGUCCAGCUUUGCUUCACCUUGUCCAUGCUUUCACCAAAAAUGUGGGCUUGAUGAUCUGUGGCCAUGUACAUAUGGGUUCUCAGAGACAAGCAGUGAAGGAACGGUUAAGUGAUCUGGCCAAAUAUCAGUGAUGGCUUAUUAAAAACAAGAUGAAGGCCUUCUAUGCACCAGUGCAUGCAGAGGACUUGAGGGAUGGAGGACAGUAUUUAAUGCAGGCUGCUGGUCUGGGUAGAAUGAGACCUAACACCCUUGUUCUUGGAUUUAAGAGAAACUGGAGACAAGCUGACAUUAGAGAUGUUGAGACCUAUAUAAAUUUAUUCCAUGAUGCCUUUGACAUCCAGUAUGGUGUAGUUGUCAUCUGCCUAAAAGAGGGCUUGGACAUAUCUCACCUUCAGGGACAGGAAGAGAUACUGUCAUUCCAAGAAAAAUCUCCAUGUUCCAAGGAUGUCAUAGUAAAAGUGGAUUAUAGCAAGAAGGCUGAGACAGAUGCUUUUUCUAUAGCUUUUGUUCUGUCAUCUAGUGAAAAACCUCCUGUUCUACAUAAAGAGGAUGAGGAGGAUGGAAAGACUCCAACGCAAUCACUGUUGAAAAAAGACUCAAAGGGCCAAUCUUCUCCUUUAAAUUUGGCUGACCAAAGACUUCUUGAUGCUAGUACCCAGUUUCAGAAGAAACAAGGCAAAAGCAAUAUUGAUGUCUGGUGGCUCUUUGAUGAUGGAGGUUUGACACUGUUGAUUCCUUAUCUUCUUACAACCAAGAAAAAGUGGAAAGAUUGUAAGAUCAGAGUGUUCAUUGGUGGAAAAAUAAACAGGAUUGAUCAUGACAGAAGAGUGAUGGCUGCUUUGCUCAGCAAAUUUCGGAUAGAUUUCUCAGACAUCAUGGUCCUUGGAGAUAUUAAUACUAAGCCAAAGAUAGAAAAUAUUGCAGCUUUUGAAGAAAUGAUAGAGCCGUUCAGACUUCAUGAAGAUGAUAAAGAACAAGAAGUUGCAGAUAAAAUGAAGGAGAGUGAACCUUGGAGGAUAACAGAUAAUGAACUUGGGCUUUCCAAAACAAAGACUUAUCGUCAGAUUAGGCUAAAUGAGUUGCUGAAAGAACAUUCAGUUACAGCUAACAUAAUUGUUAUGAGUUUGCCAGUUGCAAGAAAAGGUGCGGUUUCUAGUGCACUAUACAUGGCCUGGUUAGAAGCUCUUUCUAAAGAUCUGCCACCAAUUCUCCUUGUUCGUGGGAAUCAUCAGAGUGUUCUUACCUUCUAUUCUUAA